Messenger RNA from Ochlerotatus camptorhynchus, 6430 nucleotides. Its product is annotated as protein pangolin, isoforms A/H/I/S-like. The transcript has 2 exons. Gene Ontology annotation, cellular component: chromatin; beta-catenin-TCF complex. Bases 1350 to 3659 code for a protein of 769 amino acids. Gene Ontology annotation, biological process: regulation of transcription by RNA polymerase II; canonical Wnt signaling pathway. The record is from RefSeq and is a predicted model, not a curated record. NCBI's taxonomy places the organism in Eukaryota, Metazoa, Arthropoda, Insecta, Diptera, Culicidae. Gene Ontology annotation, molecular function: RNA polymerase II cis-regulatory region sequence-specific DNA binding; DNA-binding transcription factor activity, RNA polymerase II-specific.
CGGGGCUACGGAUCGCGCGUCAACACAGUGGAAUUUUAUUUUAUUUUUCUUACUCGCUAGCCGCCCGCCGCUUGUCAGAGUAUAUUUUUGCGGGUUCAAUUGAGAGCAAAAUACCGAAUUCCGACAGUGUGUGAUUUUACCUGGGGCCAAACGGGAACCUCAAUCUCAAUCAAAUCAAAGGAACGGGAACCUCGGAUCAUAUCUCGUGCAGUGAGCAAGAUUUUCCGAAGCGCAAGAAUUUAUGAACUGUCAAACGGGAGUCGUCGUCGUCGCGAGUGACACAAAACAUACCGCAACGAGAGCAACAGAGAGAAUUCCUUCGGAGAGAACGAGCGGGACAAAAACGCUCGGUUUUUACUAGUGUCGCGAAUAAGAAAGAAGUCGCGAUUUCUGACCGCCGAAGUUGUCGCCGUCGCGCAUAAUUCGAUGGGUAAUCCGGAUUGAUACGGAUCAAGGAAUGAAUAACAAGUGGCCGGUGGACGUUUAGAGAGCAAAACAUUCAAGUUGAAGAACGUCUCGCACUGAGCCCAUCGAUGAAUGAAUUCCAUUCCAGAAUUUUGACUCUUCAAAUCAAGCAAUAGCGACUGGAGAACAGACAAAAAAAAAGCUGCUGAAACAAGAGAAGAGGGCGAAGUAAUUUCAUUUUAACAAGAUUCCUGUUUCUUCGCUCUCCGUUUGCAGUGUAUUUCGCCUCCACUUCGUGCUGCCUCAACACUCUACUCUGUAGUAUAUUCUGGUUUCUUGAGCCACCUCGCUAUGUAUUCUGUUCCAGAGAGCCGAGCCUGAACAGGCUGUAGACGACGACGGCUGUGUGCGCGGGUGUGUGUAUGUGUGGCAACUUGGAAGCAAAACCAACACAAGCACUCCGCAGCCAGCCAGCAAGUAACCAGCUUCCAAGAAGUUCAAGAACUUGAGCACCACAACGAGUGAGUAGUGGCAGUGGCCAGCAGCAGCAGCAAACAAGAACGCAAAAACUGGCCCGGGUGAUUCGGUUUUUUUUCAGCGAGGCGCGUACAAUGAACGAAUCGAAAUCUGCUCGUUGAAAAUUAAAAUUUUGGAGAUUGUGUGAACCGAGUGCGUCGGAAUGUACUGGAACGGGAUUGUCCCCUCUAUUACCAGUUUUAAGCAACGGAAAAAAUCCAGACUCACCAUCAGAGUCGAAAACAAGUGAAACGCAAGUAUGCAUAUGGAAACCUGAAAGCAAUAGUGCAAUGUGAAACCUAGUUCAAAAUUGUUAUCGCAGUUUGUAGUUUCGGAAAGUAAACACAGAAAUUCAAUCAAAUUAGUGCCUUUCGAAGUGUAGCGCAGAGCGUGAAGAAACAAGUGCGAUUGAUGCAAGUGCCGGGAAAAUGCCUCACAACAGUUCCACCGGUGAUGAACUCGGCAGUACGGACGAGGUUAAAGUAUUCAAAGAUGAAGGUCGGGACGACGAAAAGUUGUCGGAGAACCUGCUGGAGGAGAAAUCCAGUUUAAUUGAUUUGACUGAAAGCGAGGAGAAAACGGUUAAAAAUGGGACCACUCGACAUGAGGCGGGUCCUGUUUAUGGCAAGCUGCCCCAUGGACACCCGGGGUUCAACAUGGGCUACCUGGUUCCACCGUAUGCCUACCCAAACGGUGCUGCAGGAGGUCUUCCGGUGUCUAUGGCAAACAAGAUGGGUUUGCCUCCUUUUUUCUGCCACAAUGGAGAUCACCUGUCUUCGCCUCCUCCUGCACAUUGCGGAAUUCUUCCGUACCAAUUGGACCCAAAAACGAUGGGACUUACGCGGCCUCCUCUGUACAGCUUCCCCACUAGCCAGUAUCCUUAUCCCAUGUUGAGUCCCGAUAUGCCCCUAGUGGCAUCGUCAUGGCAUACACCUUCAAUGUAUGGCCCUGCGGCAGGGUUCCGCAAUCCAUAUCCAGCAUCCCUCCAGAUUUACACGUCCCUUCCGAGUGACUUUUAUCGAUACUCGCCCAGUCUUCUUCCAUCGGUACAUCCCCAUCCGAUGUUGAACACACACCCCGCCAUAAUUACCCCCGGUCCGAAGCAGGACAUUCUUGGCCAGGAAUCAUCCCGAUUUGGUUCGGGUCGAUCGUCGAAUGCUCCCACGAUUAAGCAAGAAAGUGGCGAAGAACCAUCUCAGAGUCGAUUCUCAUCGCAUCAGAGCCGAUCGAACAAUAGCCAUCACAAUCAUUCACAUCACGAGCAAAGCAAUCACAGCAACAACAACAACAAUAACAACAAUCACCACCAUCAUCAUCACAACAGUGGUAGCGGUCAACAUAGGCAACUCACGGAAAAAGAGCUGGCACUGGAGAAGAAGAAGAGCCAUGUCAAGAAACCGUUGAAUGCUUUCAUGCUGUACAUGAAAGAGAUGCGAGCAAAAGUGGUAGCGGAAUGCACGCUCAAAGAGUCUGCCGCUAUCAAUCAGAUACUGGGUCGGAAGUGGCACUCGCUCUCGCGGGAAGAACAGAGUGUGUACUAUGAUAAGGCCCGCCAGGAGCGGCAACUGCACAUGGAACUCUAUCCCGGAUGGACGGCACGGGAUAACUAUGGAUAUGGAGCGAAGAAAAAGAAGAGGAAAAAGGAUCGAAGUCCCGCAGAUCCGAGUGGCAACAGCAUGAAGAAGUGCCGAGCGAGAUACGGAUUAGAUCAGCAGAAUCAGUGGUGUAAACCGUGUAGGCGUAAGAAAAAGUGCAUCAGAUACAAGGAAAUGACGGAUAGUGAGGAGGGGAGAGAUCAGGGAUCGGAUGAUGCGAUCGGUAGUUGUGGCAGUAUGGAUGAUUCCAAGAGUCCAGAGGAUGAUAGGGAAUCGUUGAAUCAAUCACUCUCCAGUCCAAGGAGUAUGAGUGUGUUGUCCAGCUUACAGUCCCCUUCAACGAGUAUAGCAUCUCCUCUGAAUCUGCUAGCAAGUCCAGCGACACCAACCAACUACUACCAUCAUCACGACCACUUGGGUCUGGCCUCGAUGAUAGCGGCCCAACAUCAACAGCAGCAGCAACAGCAACAGCAAGCCCUCCAGAACAGCGCCAGUGACAAGCUGAAUAACAUCAGCAGUGACAGUGGUCUCAGUUCUCAGCUGAACAAUAGCUACAGCAACAACUUCAGUCCGUACAGUAACCAUCAUACGAUUCGGAGCAGUUCAAACCAGAACAGCAAUAGUACCAGCAAUAACCUCAGUUCGGCAGUCACUAGUCCACCGGGCAUCCUGAAUGGCGGUACCAGUAGCAGCAAGAAUCAUCACAGCAGCUCCGGCAGCAAUAGUCUUCCUCCACAUCACCAGCAACCACAUCCACCUGCAACCGGGCCACCUCCAAACGGUAGCAGUCUCUCAGCAUUACAAAUUCCCCCGCAUCUUCAGCAGCUCAACCUGUCCAGUUCAUCACCUCCCACGUCAAGUAUCCACAACAACAACAACAACAACAACAGCUCAUCCCUGCCGACAAGUCAAAUCAAGGAAGAACCCGGUUGCCUCCGGAACAGUCCACCCAACUUCCUCCUGCACCAUCAUCAACUAGCAGCGGCGGCGGCGGCCGCGGCAGCCGCAGCAGCUCAUAUGCACAAAAACAACGGAGAUCUCAGUUCGGCGGGAGAUCUAUCCCAUAGUUCCAGCAGCACGACGAACAACGACAGCGGUCGAAGCACCGGUAGUAGUCAAGCCAACAGCACCAGUGAUAGGUAGUGGAUACCGAGUGAUUGCACCGUGUAAAAACGGGUGACGACGCUGGGAGGUGCAUGUCAAGUGUCAAAGUUCUAACUGUGAUCCACUGGAGCGAGAAGAGCGAGAAAAUUGCGUUAAGCGGAACCUCCAGUAAGAAGAAGCGCGCCAACCCUACUUAAUUGAUCAUUUUCGAGGCUAGUUUCGAAGCCCAUUAUUAUCGCAGUCAUUGUUUGCAUUGAACCUGGAAGCAGCAACCCGUUUAACAACAACCACAAGGGCAGUUGCCACCACAAAACCAGGUGAUGAGAGGUGAAGAAUGAAGCGAAAAAAAGCGACAGGGAAAGAGAGAAUGCUUAAUUUGACACAUUGUACCCCUGCAGACCCCCAGCUCACGCAAAGGAACCUCCCGAUUCCUCUGUACUGCUACAGGUCGUCGUCGUCGUCGUCGUCGUCUUCAGGUCCGUCCGCCGUCGCGCCCAAGUUCCGAGGCAUUUACGAAGUUAAUGGCAUUCAAAAUCGAAAAACACAGCAUCACUUAUUAAUCGUUUGUCCGUUGUUUAUGAGCAUGAUGAGCGAGCGAACGAAGAACGAGCCAAGGGAGUUAACCAAGUGAGGAGUACGCAAACGGGAUGGCCGGAGACGAAAAGGUUUUUUUUUGUCUCCUCUUUAAUGGUUAAGUUUCUGUUUUCUUUAUAAACAUUCUUUUUUCGCCUUUCUCAAAAUAACAACACCAACAACAACAACAACAAAAACGAAGAAAUUAAUGUGAGUGUGUGAAACGAUCAAUCUCCUUCUUGGAAAAGCAAGGCCCAAACAGAAGAGAAUAAGAAUCGAAGGAAGAUUAAGAAGAAAAAGCAGCAGCAAAAAAAAUGACCAGAAGAAGAAUUGUUUGGAAACAAGUUUCUUUCAGAGCCAAGUGAGGUUAGGGUAGUAGGAAGAAAGAAGUAAAAGAAGUAAGAGAGAAAAUCAAUCAAGUGUGAUACAAAAGCAAUAAUAAUAACGAAGCGAAAGAAGUAGAAGAAAACGAAGAGUUCAGGCAAGCAGAUAAAUUAAAGGAAGAGUUAUGAAGUGAGUACACACUUUUCGAGCCUCACCCGUCGUCGCUCGUCUCCGUCUCUCUCUCUCUCUAUCUUUGUGUGUGUGUAUGCGUGUCUGAUGAUGUCUUUCGCGCGCGUAAGGAGAUUCGAUCGGGAAUCUCUGUCUCUGCACCACCCCCCGUUGUGGAUAAUUGAGCCCAAUCCUCACGCGGAGUAGCCUCGAACCGAGGCCCAUGAGGAACCACAUGUGCGUGUGCUAUUUUUUCCCUCCUUCCCACAAUUCGGGAUAAUCGUGAUUGUGUGUGCGAGUGGUGUUGUUUAUUGUUUCUCGUGCUCUAAGAAACACACAAAAAAAGGAGCCACCAUACUGUGCACGCGCUCGUGAUGGCGAUUUGAAGAAAAGAACCGUGAAACUCGACUGCUGACAGAGUGGUGGUGAUGGUGGUAGAAAAGUAACACGAAUUUGCUAUACGAAACGAGAAAAAAAUCGCAAUGAGCCUUGUUGGAGAACCAACAAGUAGUGAAGGUGGUGCGCUCGUGCGCGCGUUGGUCACAAAUUCCUUUACUCGAAGGUGGAGGAUAAUUGCACCCGGUCGGUCUGGUGGUGGCCCAUGCACAAUUCCGAGGCUUGGGAUUGCUUCUGCUUUGAUUGGAUUGUUGGCGUAUGUGAAAGGCGAUCAACAAGUGCAUCAUCUCGGAAAUUGCAACCGUCGGCCACCGCCGGUUCGAGAAUGCACGGAAUAAGGCCUUCUGCCCUCUACAGCAGGCAAUAGGAGUAGCUCGCGAAUGAGAGUAAGUUGCAUUGAAUCUCCGGGUAUUAUGAUUGAUUGAUAGUAUAUUGAGGAAACGACUGGCUGGUCUGGUAUAAGGAAUGAUUGACACAAUACAUCAGUAAAUAAAAAGGCGUCAGAUUUUGCGAUACAGUUUCAUUGGCGAAAUUAAGUUUAAAAAAGUCUGCAUGGAGAAACUAAACUAAAGUGAUAUUUUAUUAUAACAAUCAAUUUUGAAUAAAACGUGAGGUUUAUGACCGUGAUUUUUUACAACAUUUACAGGAAUUUGCGAUCCACCAAGACUGGAAAUACUGUAAGCCUUACACGCCUAAGAGAAAACUUUAACUGCCUUUAAAAGUCUGCUAUAAUUUAAAUGAUUCGAUUGCAAAAGUCUUUAUGUAAUGAUCGUUAUGAGUGAUAAUUCAAAUUGUUUUGAGAUUUGGCCAUUUUGUUUGCAGCAGAAUACAGUUCAUGAACACGUAAACCUCUAUCCAAAUGCAAAGUUUCAUUGAAAUUUGAAAGGGUACAGUCUAAUAAAUUUGUCCUUUUAUAUGCUACAUAUUUGGUCAGAAAAUGCUCCUUGAUAAAAUUUUUAAAUAAUAGGGUGAGUGACCCAUAGUGGAUGUACUAAGCCAGUUUAUUUAUUAAAAAAUAAAUAUACGAUGUACAUUCAAUUUCCAUACGUCAAUCUAUAGCUUUCAACCUCUAUUUUUUUAGAAAAAUAUUACAUUCCAUUAAAUUUGCAAUCAUUUUAAGAAAACUCGUCCUCCAUUAAUAGGAACACUGUUCCAGUAGUGGUGGUAGUUGCUAACUUUGAUUCCUAUAAUAGUGGAAUGCAUUGGUUUCUUAUGGAUUCCACUAUUAUAGGAACACUACCGCAACUAUAGGUGCAAAGGAGUGAAAAUCUUAAGGAAAAUUAAUUAUUUUCUGUCACUUGAGGGCAUAUUUUAAGUUUGAAAUAUUCAAAUAUGCCUUAUUUUAGGAG